This is a messenger RNA of Cooperia oncophora, 351 nucleotides long. Lineage: Eukaryota; Metazoa; Nematoda; Chromadorea; Rhabditida; Trichostrongylidae. The record is from the annotation of a GenBank genome assembly.
AUGGUCAAAGGGUCUCCCUUGGCGAUUACAAAAAGAAAUUUUGUCUCCAAAGCGUAUCAAAGGCAUUCACCUAUUCGAUCGUCGCUUCGGAUUUGGGUCCAGAUGUGGUGCAUUCGUAUGUUGGGCAUGAACCAAGUGGCCGGAUUUUUGAUGAAAUCUGUCUCGAUGGAAAUGGACGACACCUUUGAGAUUCCAGGAAAGCCUCACAACCCGAUGAUCAAUGCAGGUGCGAUAAUCGUCACAUCGCUGUUGAAGAGAAACAUGACCAUGGCGGAUCGUUUCGAUUUUGCUUUGCAAGAAUACCGGAAGAUGGCUGGAGGAGAACACAUUGGCUUCGAUAACGCGACGUAA